Mercenaria mercenaria is the source of this 3686-nucleotide messenger RNA. RefSeq names its product cholecystokinin receptor type A-like. NCBI's taxonomy places the organism in Eukaryota, Metazoa, Mollusca, Bivalvia, Venerida, Veneridae. Gene Ontology annotation, biological process: neuropeptide signaling pathway. The transcript has 4 exons. Gene Ontology annotation, cellular component: membrane. The record is from RefSeq and is a predicted model, not a curated record. Gene Ontology annotation, molecular function: neuropeptide Y receptor activity. The coding region runs from base 561 to 1748 and encodes 395 amino acids.
GCACCUAAGGCCUUUAUCUACAUGUGUCAUGAAAAAGCUGACAAGUUGCCCUAUCAUUGUGUCGGUGUGACGUUAUAUCCAACGAACCAACCAAACAAACAAACAAACACAUAAUGGGAAUACUGAAUACUAAGUUUAAAUACCGUGAGCAUUUUAAAACCUAUGUUUGGAAACUUUUUAUUUGGAUACAGUAACACUUGUUUAACAAUAUCAUAAACAAAACCGAAAGGAAUCAUUGUAGGGCUGAGUGUUACAAUGGACAGAGCGCUUCAAUAGUUCUAUCGGAUAUUGUGCUCUUACAGUGCUCUUACAGAAAGCCGCAAGCUUAUUUUACCAGUUUCACUUUUAGUGAACAGGAGCAAUUAAUAGGUGAUGUAAUUUAGUUUCGGAAUUUGAAAAAAUAUAAAAAUAUAAUUGUAAUAGAAAAGAAAAGAAAUAAAUUAUCAUGUUUUGAUAUACCAGCAGUGCCGGAUUACGCUCGGGAAUACAUCAAAAUCAAAUAAAAACAAUCUGUGUGUUUUGCUUUUACAACAGUGGAUGUUUGAGUUACUAUUUCAGUUAUGGAGAAUGGUAGUGAAUAUGCUCUUACUUUGGAAAACAACACAUUUGAAGGAUUAAAUAUUACUAACGGAAGUUAUGGAAAAUUCAGAAAACGACAUUUAACAGAAUUUCCAACGGAAUUAAGUAUAACUUUGUAUAGUAUCAUUUUCGUUUUGUCUAUAACAGGGAAUAUUUUGGUGAUUUUAACAAUAAUAAGAGACAAGAAAAUGCGGACUAUAACAAAUUUAUUUCUGUUGAACCUUGCAGCCAGUGACAUGAUGUUGUCUGUGCUAUGUAUGCCGUUUUCUCUCGUGGCAACCACAUUGCUAAGGAACUUUAUUUUUGGUGAAGCAAUGUGCAUUAUAAUAAGAUACUUUCAAGCUGUAUCUGUUGGUGUCAGCUGCUAUACACUUGUAGCCAUUUCUCUAGAACGUUACUACGCCAUAUGUCAACCACUCAGGUCUCGAAGGUGGCAAACGCUUUCACAUGCCCGACGGAUGAUCAUCGGGAUCUGGAUAGCAGUGCUGGCUUUAAUGAGUCCAAUAGCAGCCUUUCAUAGUGUCAUCGAAAUUCGUACCGGCGUUCACGCCUGUCGCGAAAUAUGGCCUGAUACCCUAGUAGAAUACAAAAUGGAGCUAGCCUACAAUGUUGCUUUGUCAAUUUUCCUGUUGCUGAUACCACUACUUAUGAUGGGACUCUUCUACGGAUUGGUCAGCAAGAAGCUGUGGAUAUCAACAAAUCAAUGCAACUAUUCUCCCACCAUAGAGAAUCCAAAAGCUACAACUGAGUAUACGUCUCCUCGUUGUAAGUCCCGGAAGGAUAAGUUUGGAAUUCGGACAUGUUCUGUUGUUAGCAAACGCCCAUCCUUGCAGCCACAUAUUCUGACAAACCGGAAGCGAGUGAUCCGGAUGUUGGUUGUCAUUGUUCUACAGUACUUUAUAUGUUGGACACCGAUAUAUCUUCUUACCACAUGGAAUGCCUUUGACUUCAAGUCCGUCCUUCGUCAUAUUUCACCGAUGGCCAAAUCAUUAAUGCUUCUGCUUGCAUAUACGUCUUCAUUUAUUCAUCCCAUCACCUACGGUUUCAUGAAUAGAAAUUUCAGGCAGGGAUUUAAAAGUCAGUUUCAGUGUACAUCUAGAAAAAGUCCAACAACGAAUUCGUUUCGCAGUAACGAAAAUGGCAGGAAUCUUGUUCACUCUACUGCUUGACUUUCCAAAGAAAAAAUGUCAAUAAUUAUUAUUCCAAGGUUUUAAUUAUUAAUAAAAUGGUUUUAAUAUCAACAUACGAUUUAUAAAAUAUUUAAGAGUGCAAGGGUCAUGCAAAAUGUUCUUUCAUUGGGUUCGGAUUUCUUAAGUGCUACGUUUUAUCAAAAUUAUUCUUUUUACAAACCUUCAAAGUAUAACCCCUUUCCCAUAACACAUUUUUGUAAACUUUUAACCCAACCGCGAAAAGCAAAUAGUCCUUAUUUUGGCAUUUGCCGGAGACGAUGAUAAAUGGCGCUGCCAAGAGAACUUCUGAACUUCAAGAAAGCAUUUUCUUAAGCCUCUGUUCAGAUGAAUAAAGAGGAUGGUUUACACCUUCCGCCUUUUCAGAAACCAAAAAAGACUCAACUUGUGGGAGGAGACGUUGUCGUGUAUAAGAUGGACUCCUGUCCAUCUUUUGAUUGAACGUUUCCUAUUGUAAAACUCUUUCACUUUCUUCAGUACAGAGUUCUUGUAGAAUCUUCCAGUGACUGUAUGUCAAGAUGGACAAUUCAGGAAAAUUGCGUACAACAUCUUUUUCGAACUUAUGGUUCUUUUAGCAAUACAGGAGCAUAUUUUAUCUUUUCGCUUCCAUUGCUUUUUAUCAGCCCUUCGUCUCUGUGGCUCAAACAUGUGCACCCAGGUUUCGUCACCUGUUAGCAAGUUAGAAAUAACCCGACUGUCACGACCUCUGUAUGUUUUCAGAAGUUCCCCGGUACAUUUAAGGCGCUGUUUCUUUCGCUGCUCAAUGAGCAAAUGAAGAACACACCUAGCGCAAACACUUCUCAGGUCCAAGCGCUUUUUCAUAAUUGUUUGCAAACUGCCUUCUGAUAUGCUAUAUCUGUUACCGACAAUCGUGCAUCCUGUUCAACCACAUCUUUUACAGCAGCGAUGUUUGCCUUGGUAACAGAGGUUUAAGGCCUACCAGAACGGGUGUUAUCUUCGACAGCUAAUUUAUCAACUAUAAAAUUUUUAACCCACCUAAAAUAAUCUGUGUGCAUUGAAAUGGCACGAGGUCCAAAUAUACCACACAGUUCAUCAAAUAUCUGCUUUGAGUCUAUAUCAAGCCUAAUGCGGCAUUAAAUAUAGCUAUGAAUUUUAGUAUUUCGUCCAUUUUACGAUGUGACAAGUGCAUUGGUCAGUGUACAAGAUGGCAUGUAUUUCAAUUUUAAACAACUCGGUCAUUUGAAAAGCAAUUUGCAUGGAUAUCGUGAGCUUUUGGACACACCAUUCCAGUACAAUGAAGCGUUUUAUAAUAUACUUAGGAUAAAACUACAGAAGUCUAUUAGUGACGGAAUCUUUUGCAGGACCUUUGUAAUUCACAUAUUGCGUUGGCAAGCUAACGGAUGAGUCCGAAACUGUCAAUCAUUAAUGUUUACAUAAAACAGACUUUCCAGUCGGGACUGUCAAGUACGAUUGACCUAGUCUACACAAUAGUCCGUUGUUUUGUAUGAACAGAAUAACAAUAGAGGGAUAAUAGGAGGAGUAAGAUGAAAUUUAUCGACUAAAACUAGAACUGCCCAUUUACUCCAUCAUUAAAAUACACAAGCUGCCAUGUAAGAAUAUCCUGUGCGGAUAUUUUAUAAAGAGUCAAACGUUGCACCAUAACUUUUAUCUAGCCGUUAAUCUUGUCAGCAUGAGUGUGUAAUCCAUUGAUGUUUUGAGCAUAUUGUACACAAGCAUGCUAAACACAGCAACGUUGGUCAUCGACAAUUUAACAUUGCUGAUGCAUUUUGUCAAAUAAACCACCACAAGACACUCAAUUCUUAUGAUCAUGAAAACGAUAUAAAAUUUGGGGAUACCAUCGACAGUAUAAAAGAUAGCAGACAUACGUCACUGUCAGUAACUUUUGGUAAGGAGGUCGGCCGUCGUAAUGUCUGCAAAGGAACAGAAUAUUGAUAUCCC